GCAGAACUAGGUUAGGAUUACGCAAUCGCAGGAGCAGAACUCUUUUUUUUGCCAAGACAGAUUGUUUGAUUUUCGAACAUUUUCACAUCCAGGACACAGCGAAAAUAUAUUAAUUAGUGCUGUGUCUGUUUCGUCAAAACGAGUGCACAAAUAUCUCUUCCAUUCCCAAGACUAGAGAGAGCGAGAUCGAGAUGAGGGUUCAAAAAAAAACUCUAUCGUGCGAAUUCGAACUGGGUGACGAGAGAUCGAGUCGCUUACACGACUUACUAAAUACAAUCGUAUCGUCGAAGAAGAAGAACGUCCUCGUAAAAAGAUGAAGGGCAUAUCGCUGUGGCUGAAUAUGAAGCAAUAAAGCUGCUCUGAAAAAGGUCCUCUGCAUAGAUUUUGCUAUCAACAAUAUUCAUCUUCAUAAUAUUGACUCCAAAAUCAAAGAUUCCUGACUUAGGAGAAGGUCGAGGUUAGAAAGCAAAAUAUCAAGUAAGCUCAUAAAUCUAUUUCACUUUCCUCUCGAACUUGAUGUUACCUAAGUACAAGAAUUCUGGUACUCCAGCCACGAGAACGAGAUCAACAACCCUACUGGAAGAUUGGUGGCCUACUUCACGUUCAGCAUUACAACAACAAUCUUCCAAAUCGGAAACGAACAAAAUGACGGUCGACUCUCAUCCUAGAUGGGGUGCGGCUGACAUCGAAGCGGUUCGCUACGAACAAGAUGAAUAUCGAGAUGGAUUUCGGUACGCGUCUAAGAUAUCUUCAUCCUCCUAUUCGUAUUCGCCAGAUGAUGAUAGUACCACGACCUUUGGUAGUAGUGCCAGUUCACCUAGCAGAAGUCCUCUGGAUGACGAUACCUGCUCAGAAGCAACAUCUGGUUCUGGAGGUAGAAGAACGAGUGGCUUGUUCUUUGGUUUGAUCGGUGGAGUAGUUAAGGCCUCACUUAAAAUGCAUCUUUUGGCCCAUCUGUGAACUCUUUUUCAAGAAGGAAAACGGAAGCAGAUGAGGGAAAAAAGAUGUUGGAUUGUAGUGAGUUCUAAUGUAGGUAGUAGUCCAUCGUCCUCUGGUCGUCCUUCAUCUAGUCCACUUAGUCCUGGUAGUGGUGGCUUUGAGGACGAUGAUCUUUUCGUUAGUCCGGUUGACGACAUUGUAGGUUGUGGAAAUCCUUCUGACCAGAUUCAAUUAAGGCUUCGUCCCCUAGUCCAUCUUCGGUAGCAUCCCGAGCCCGUUUCACAAGAGGAAAAGGUCUCAGGAUGAUCUUCAAGAUGGAUUAGGGUCGUGAGCUCUAAUUCAACAAGAACAUUCUCCCAGAACCACUGCUAGUCUUACAAAAGAUCUGAUACAGCGACACCGGGACCGCCUCCGUCGAUUAGGCGUGUCAGGAGUAGAACAAGGAGAUCAGAAAUCAGCCGUUUUCUUCAUCGCUGUAUGCGCUUGUUUUGUUAUUGGAGGACUAGUAGGGGGUCUCUUGGCGUUUUUAUUCCAGGACUGGAGGAGGCGAGCGGAGAUAAGCACUUACCUGGCUGAAAUCCAGGAUGAUCACGUGGCUAGCAUCAUUAGAGCAUCGAAGAAGAGACGUGGACGUACAGGUGGUAGGAGAAGUACUACUACUACUGAAGUUUAUGAAAGGCAUGGACGCGCGGGAGGAACUAGAGCAUCCUUUGAUCAGAGUGCUAGUGCAGCUGCUGCCUCAGACCUGCAUGGAAAUGGUCUCAUAUCCACGCCACGCCAAACCUUCUCUGAUGAAGCUGAAGAAGCAAGGUCGCUUCGUGCAGCACAGUCUGUCUUUACUGGUGUACCAGCAAUGAUAUCAGCAAAAAGUAGCUCAUCAUCUUCUUCUUCAGCAUCGUCCACGACUGUUGAGCAGGGUAGUAAAUCCAGCAGGGGUUCAUCUACUUCAUCUGCUUCACCUUCAACAUCAACAUCUGCUGCACAUGAAGGUCAAAAGGGCGGCAGGAAUCAACAACGUGAUGCGGAUUCUUCUGGCAGUAGCGAAGAAUCGCAAGUGUACUUGGCGACCAUGUCGAUGUCAGCAUCUACGGACGCUCGAGCUACCGCAACAGCUGAGGGCGAGGUGGUAUUUCGACAGAAACAUGGUAAACACGGAAAGACGACUGCGGAAGAUCAGCAGGUGGCCAUAACUUAUGACUGAAAUGGAAUUUCAUCUGAAACACGAUUGACUAGUGGAAAAACUGUUGAUGUUGAACUUCAACUUGAAACUAGUUGGAAUAAUAGAAUUAGGAAUCCAUGGUAGAGGUAGACUAGGUCUAGUUGUAGAAGUACCUGAUGCAGGUGUCUUUGCCUACCCAUACAGCAAGCUCAGACUUAAACAAGCGGUUGAUUUUCUAUGCCAACUUUUAUUUCAACAAAGACAAAGAAUUUAUAUGGUCAGGAGGAAGAAAAACAAGCUUGUUUCUUGUUCUAAUCAUUUUCCUCCAGCACGUCCAGUAGCAAGAGCGCUCGCAAAAAACAGCCUGGGGAGAUCAUAGUUUCGGUUGACCGCUUGGGAAACAUCAUGUUGCCAUCGAAAAUCAAGAUUCCAGACACGGCAUUCUACAACCUUGAGACGGCUCAACGCUACCGCAAGUACCAAUUGCGUGAUGACGCUUUUGGCGCUGCGGUGACAUUAUGAAGACCGAUGAUGAUGGUUUUUUGCAUGCUCGUGGUGACUCAAGACAAUAUUAAAGGCUAUACAUAUUUAUACAGUAUCUUCGUACUCGUUCUCGACACGCCAGUAUCCUAUUCAUCCUACCCUGAAUAGAGUCAUAUCUUUGAUGAAAAACAGCUUGCAUCAUGAUCUCUAUCUCUACUCCCCUAUUCCCUUUCCCAAUCCAUGGGUUUGGUUCGCUUUGGUGUCACUGUUUCAGGGCCCACGUGUCUGCCUUCUUGACUGUAGUGGUGGGCCGACUAUGUUUCUCCCUUUCCCAGUCCCCUCUACCUUUCCCAAUCCCCUCUCCCUUUCCCAAUCCCCUCUACCUUUCCCAAUCCCCUCUACCUUUCCCAAUCCCCUCUACCUUUCCCAAUCCCCUCUACCUUUCCCAAUCCCCUCCACCUUUCCCAGUCCCCUCUACCUUUCCCAAUCCCCUCCACCUUUCCCAAUCCCCUCUACCUUUCCCAAUCCCCUCUACCUUUCCCAAUCCCCUCUACCUUUCCCAAUCCCCUCUACCUUUCCCAAUCCCCUCUACCUUUCCCAAUCCCCUCUACCUUUCCCAAUCCCCUCUACCUUUCCCAAUCCCCUCUACCUUUCCCAAUCCCCUCUACCUCUUCUAACCACCGUCACCAAAGUCGGUCGCCCUGUCUCUGUCUUCUCCGAUGUCCUAGAUGCAGUCCUGGCACCCUACGCAGACGAACCUUUCUGGCAUGUGGGCUUGAUGGACGCCAAAAAUGGCGUAGAGGAAACAAAGUUCCUCCAACGCAUGCUCCUAGACGCAGAUGCGGACGACCUGGACAAGCUUGUCGUACAGGAUACCACAUCAAGAUCAACGAUGACCUUCACGGAACACAGUACCAGUGGGGUGUUCUCGCAUAGAAAGUGAGAAGAGGAGUAGGAAGAAGAUGAGUAGACUAUUUAUAAGUCUAAGUUGUAAGUAGAUGAAAGUGAUCCUGAAGAAUUUGUUGGACUUCCGAGGACACAAGUAAGUAAAAGUAAGAGGACACUGAAGCUGAAUUUUUAGUUCGUUGUACGAUGAGAUAGAAGAGACUGAAGUUGUUUGAUCCACCAAUCCAAAAGAGAAACACUGUUGCAAGUUUGAGAAUAAUUUUAUUCAGUCCAACAUCAGUGUCCACCACUAAAUUUUGACCAUCUUUUAAUCACAAUAUCGCGAAAUCUCCAACUCCAACUCCAAGUCCAAACUUUUGACUUCCCAUUCAUUGCUUCCCGUUCCUCUAUCUAAAAAAUCGUGUAUACCCUACUUAAUAUCACCCCCUUUCCCGAAUCCCGACACCUAGCGAAAGAAGUCAGAAACAAAACGCUCGUCGCUGAUAGUGACAAUGGCAAUGCGGAGACUCCGGAGUCAUAAUCGCAGCUGAUAGUGACAAUGGCAAUGCGGAGUAAUAACAAAAAUCAUGAAGACAAUACGAACGCGAAUCGUCCUCUAGUAGCAUCUGUACAAAUGUCCAACCCCCCACUGCAAGUUGAGGUGGUGCAAAGAAAAAAGUAGUCUACUACUAGUUGAUGCAAGUGCAAGUAAUGAACAACAGUAAAAAGUCUAGAGUGUUAUCAGCAGCAGUACCGUGAUAGUACUUACUAAG
Messenger RNA from Amoebophrya sp. A25, 4239 nucleotides. Lineage: Eukaryota; Dinophyceae; Syndiniales; Amoebophryaceae. The record is from the annotation of a GenBank genome assembly.